UGCACUCUAAUAAAGGUCAAGGGCCAUCUCCCUCAUUUCGCAUCGCCUGCGAGUCUUCGUUGGCAAGUUCUUGAGAGGGCCGAGGCGGAGCGACGGCGGGUGGCGGAAGAGGUACGAGUUAGAAAAAAGGAGAGUCCCACCUACUUUUUGCCGUCUCCCCACCUCACUGGUAUCAAUCCUCCCACUCCCCACCAAGUGACACAGAGCAGACGCAGCAGCAAAUGGCGGCCAUCUCCUCUGCUCCUUCCCCACCUUGCUCCGAUGCCCUCCGCCUCUCCUCCUCCUCCUCCCCUUCUGCCUCACGGGUCCCCGCCUGCUGCCCAUGACCCUUCCUGCGAAGAUCCCUUCUGCUCGCCGCAUUUCCUGCCAUGCCUCGUCUUCUGCCCCAUCCCCCGUCCAUCAAACAGGAAAAGAAGGCCUACAUGAUUUCUUGCACAUCAGUGAUUUUGAUAAAUUAACAAUAAUGAAGAUUCUGGACCGUGCUGCUGAAGUAAAGGCCUUACUGAAAUCAGGAGACAGGUCAUUCCUCCCAUUUAAGGGGAAGACAAUGGCUAUGAUAUUUACCAAGCCAUCCAUGAGAACUCGUGUUUCAUUUGAAACAGGGUUUUUCUUAUUAGGCGGUCACGCAGUAUAUUUAGGACCAGAUGAUAUCCAAAUGGGUAAGAGGGAGGAAACUCGUGAUAUUGCUCGGGUUCUCUCUGGUUAUAAUGACAUUAUUAUGGCACGUGUUUUUGCUCAUCAGGACAUCAUUGACUUGGCAAAACAUGCUUCUGUACCGGUCAUUAAUGGACUUACUGACUAUAACCAUCCAUGCCAAAUCAUGGCUGAUGCACUCACCAUCAUUGAACAUGUAGGUCAACUGGAGGGAACGAAGGUUGUAUAUGUUGGUGAUGGUAAUAAUAUUGUUCACUCGUGGCUUCUGCUUGCAUCCGUGAUACCGUUCCAUUUUGUAUGUGCCUGUCCUCAAGGAUUUGAACCUGAUGAACAAACGGUACAGAAAGCAAAGAGUGCCGGUAUCAGUAAGAUUGAAAUUACUAAUGAUCCAAAGGAGGCUGUCAUUGGGGCUGACGUUGUCUAUUCAGACGUCUGGGCAAGCAUGGGACAAAAGGAUGAGGCUGCAUACCGCAAGCAACAGUUCCAAGGUUUUCAGGUGGACGAAGCACUGAUGAAAUUGGCAGGACCUAAGGCAUACUUCAUGCAUUGUCUACCAGCUGAACGGGGCACUGAAGUCACAGAUGCCGUGAUUGAAUCAUCCCGCUCUAUUGUCUUUCCUCAAGCUGAGAAUCGCUUGCAUGCACAGAAUGCUGUAAUGCUGCACGCUUUGGGAUUAUGAAGGUUGCAACCUCAAAUAUGUUCCCAAUUUUGUAUUGCUGAUAAAUGUGUAGCAUUGACAAUUUUCUACGCUCACUGAUAAGCGGACAAAAACAUGGAGAAUUUUUACAUGCUUUUUUCCUUGGGAUAUAAUGCAUAAAAAAUAACAUUAGAUUU
This is a messenger RNA of Nymphaea colorata (pocket water lily), 1488 nucleotides long. RefSeq names its product ornithine transcarbamylase, chloroplastic. NCBI's taxonomy places the organism in Eukaryota, Viridiplantae, Streptophyta, Magnoliopsida, Nymphaeales, Nymphaeaceae. The transcript has 5 exons. Gene Ontology annotation, cellular component: intracellular membrane-bounded organelle. The coding region runs from base 323 to 1333 and encodes 336 amino acids. The record is from RefSeq and is a predicted model, not a curated record. Gene Ontology annotation, biological process: L-citrulline biosynthetic process. Gene Ontology annotation, molecular function: ornithine carbamoyltransferase activity; amino acid binding.